AUGCACAAUGCGAACAUGUUAAAGUUGUUGUCUUCGCGGAGUGAUCACGAACACCACUUUAACCAUCACCAAGCAGCGGACGGUGGAGAUCGUGACAACAACAACGACGCUCGCCUGACGCUGGCGGCCAGCUGGUCGGCGAUGGCAGCCGAUCAAAAGUCCAAGUUCUCGCUGGCCGUGUCCCAGCACACGUCCGGCUACAAGCAGCAGCUGCAGGCGGCCCUCGACGAGGAUAAGCGACAGAUACAAGAGUCGCAGCAACAGCUACACCACCACCAGCAGCAGCAGCAGCACCAGCACCAGCAGCAACAGGCGGCUGCGGCAAUCGCCGCCACCGCCGCGGCACUGAGGACGCCCGUCAAGCGGCGCAUCCGGCGACGGGCCACGUCGUCCAGCGACCCGGCCGAGCAACUGACCGAGAUGUCGGUCCGCGGCCUGAACCUGUUCCGGUAUGCCACCGUGUCCGAAGGCAUCUACAAGUGUCUGGAAUGCGCCAAGACGGAUAUACUGAAGACGUUCAAGAACAAGUACAGCUUCCAGCGGCACGCGUUCCUCUAUCACGAGGGCCACCAGCGCAAGGUGUUCCCGUGCCCGGUGUGCGCCAAGGAGUUCUCGCGGCCCGACAAGAUGAAGAACCACAUGAAGACCGUACAUGAGUGCUACAUGCCAAAGGCCAUCGAAUUCCCACAGGUGCCGUUCCUAUUGCCGCCAUGA
This is a messenger RNA of Macrosiphum euphorbiae (potato aphid), 714 nucleotides long. The record is from the annotation of a GenBank genome assembly. NCBI's taxonomy places the organism in Eukaryota, Metazoa, Arthropoda, Insecta, Hemiptera, Aphididae.